Paraglomus occultum is the source of this 3129-nucleotide messenger RNA. The record is from the annotation of a GenBank genome assembly. Lineage: Eukaryota; Fungi; Glomeromycota; Glomeromycetes; Paraglomerales; Paraglomeraceae.
AUGCCGUCAGCUACUGUCGAAACAAAUUUACCUGACUUGUGCGCAGUCCAGGCUACGACUGCUACAGACGUAUCUGCUGGCAUAUCCGACACAAUUAAUAUCACAAAAAUUAUCACCGAAAACCUCAUCUCUGAAAAGCUCGCUGACAAGACCGUUAUCGAUUGUUCUUCUAAUGCAACCAGCGGCACACCAAAGUCUCCAUCGUUACCCACAAAAACAGCAAAACCAGAGAAUUCUAAUAAUUCCGACAAGAACAAGCAUCCUGAUAUUGAGAGGAAACCAAGUAAAUCGAAACAAACAUCAAUUAAAGGUCUGCCAGGUGAUGCAGCUAUAUCAACCUCAUCACAAGCCAAUUCUCGUACUUCCAAAUUGACAAGGUCACCGUCGGGACGGUCCAAGGAGACUACAGUCGAACGCAGAACUUCGAGGCGAGACAAGAAAAAUGCAACGGCAAAAAACUCGGACGCAAAUAAAUCUCGCACCAAGGCAGUAAAAUCGCCAAACCCUGAUGACAAGCAACAGACGUCAUCGGAACGUUCCGUCAAUACAACAUCUGAUGUCAGAUCUACUACGCCUCCCAGUACUUCUCAGAGCAAGCAAGCUUCACGUCGCAAAACUGAUACGCCGCCUCAUUUGAAUCUAGCAUUCAAAACUGAUCCCCAAUCGAAAGAAUCCAGUGGUCGUUCUCCUGCAGUGUCACCAAAGGUUAGGGAACUGCGCAAAUCGGAGGCACUUCAGAACAAGUCUAGUGGCGAUGAGUCGGCAUCUGAUCGUCGUAAGACGAGCAGUAGGUCAACUGGCAAUACUACAACCGGGUUGGCCUCGAAACGUCGUCAUUGGUCAGUCGCCAGACAUGCAAUCAAGACCACUGCAGCUGUAAGAUCCAAGGGAGAAAGUGUCGACAAAGAGUUGCUCAAAAGAUUAGAACAGGAGAAUUCGCAAUUACCGCCACAGAAUUCGACGCAAUUUUUGCUCGCACGUCUCGAGCGACAGAAUGAAAUACUCGACAACGACCCAAAGUCAGUGUGCAUUCAAUCGAACGUUCUCAAGGCCAAUUUCGAAACUGUACAAUCUCUCAUUGAUGAUACCAGUCCGACAGAAGAAGUAUUUGAAUACGAUAUUACCGCCGGUCCAGAAGAUGACGAUGCUAAUACUGUCGAUUGGGAAUUUUGGACUGCCUUGAUUCAAGAUUAUACGGCAGUUGCGACUAAACUCCCACACCUUCUUGCCGCAAAGCUGCAACAAGGCCUCCCGCCAAAGUUACGAGGUCUCAUAUGGCAAUCCAUGUGCCAAGCAUCGUCUACAUAUCUGGAAACUAUGUAUUCACAGCUGCUUGAAGAAUCGUCACCCUACGAUCGAAUCAUUCAACGUGACCUUGCUCGUACCUUUCCAAAUGUUGAUUUAUUCAAGAAAGAGGGUGGUGAAGGACAAACAAAGCUAUGGAACAUAUUGAGAGCUUACAGUUUGUAUGAUCCUCUGGUCGGUUAUUGUCAAGGAUUGGGAUUCUUGGUUGGACCACUCUUAAUGCAAAUGGACGAAGCGCAAGCCUUUGCCGUCUUUGUACGGCUUAUGGAAACUUAUGACAUGCGAUCCAUGUUUACAUUGAACAUGGAAGGGCUUCAACUCCGUCUCUAUCAGUUCUCUACUCUUUUGGGCCAAAUACUUCCCAGGCUGCAUGCUCAUUUCCAGCUACACGGUGUUCAUGCCGCGAUGUUCGCUUCACAGUGGUUCUUGUCUCUCUUUGCCUAUACCUAUCCUUUGCCUCUAGUCCUUCGCAUAUACGACGUUGUCUUUGCUGAAGGUGCGCCCGAGACUAUUAUGCGGGUUGCCAUUGCCUUGCUGAAAAAGAAUGAAACGCAGCUGCUCGACUUUGGCGAAUUCGAAGACUUGCUCGAUUUCCUGACUACCAAGCUCUAUGUAGCCUAUGACGAAAAGCCAACCGGUUUAAUAAAAGACGCAAUGGCUUUGAGUUCGGUAAUUACCAAAGUAAAGAUGGAUGAGUUAUCAGAAUCAUACGUGAAAGAAUUGGAAGACCAAAAGAAGCGUGCCGAUGAGUUGGUUGCAGUACGAUUUGGUGGUCGAUUUGGAAGAUCAAAGGAGAAAAAGGAAGAAAAGAAGUCAGAGAAGUCUACCAAGAAACGAUGGUCUUUUGCCGCACUACCAAGUCGGUCUUCGGUUUCGGCGUCGGCAUCAUUAUUGCAGCAAGCAGUAUUUAGUGCAAGUGACAUCUCAGCCCCGUCCUCAGAUACAGAGUCAAAUACUACGUCUCUCGUUGCUUCGACAAACGUGUCCAAGGAAUCUACUGGCAUUCUACAUCAACAGAUUGAGGAUCUUGUCACGGCGCUUUCUCAACUUCAAAAAGAGCAUGCCGAAGUCACAGAUCAGCUUGUAGCCAUUAAAAUGGAAAAAAUGGACCUCGUUAACGAGAUAGAAACAUUACGAAAUCGUGUUAGAGAAUACGAAAGAGGAAAUAAACGCACAUCCACUGCAUCUUCACUGUUCUCUCUUGACUCGGCCAUCGCAUCCAACGAGGGCGAUGCUUCCUCGCGACGGACUUCCGUUGGAUCGGCAUCCAGUUCUACAAACAACGUGGAAUCCGACAUUACUCCGCGCCAGUCUACCGAAGUACCAAAACCACGAAGCGUAUCAGAUGCAGAUGCUGUAAUGAAACCACGUCGCUCAUCAGCGUCAUCGUUCAUGUCACUGUCUCGCUUGACAUCGUCGUUCUCUUCCGCAGCAUCCGACACGUCUUUUGUAUCACGUCAGUCUUCUACCGACACAAUAACUAGCACAUCGGGUGUAUGUGAUGCUGACGGUACCGACGAACAGAGUUAUCACAUCGUCUGCCGGGGUGACUGUGAGAACGCUAGACGUGCCGAAGAACUUGAGCACAUGUUGGCUGAUCUCAAGCUACGUCUGGCGGAAAGUGAAAAUGCCAGAGAUGACAUGAACUCUCAAUUAGAAGGCUUGAACAUGUUGAUUAAUGGGUUUACUGAAGAAGACGAUCCUACAAUGACGACCAUAUUGGCAUCAUCACCAGCUCCUGGAAAACGAGGAUCUUUUGAAAAACGGGAAUCCUAUGAAAAACGAGGAUUGAGAAAUUCGAUAUCUAAUUUCUUUACGGCUUAA